Ceutorhynchus assimilis (cabbage seed weevil) is the source of this 11126-nucleotide messenger RNA. NCBI's taxonomy places the organism in Eukaryota, Metazoa, Arthropoda, Insecta, Coleoptera, Curculionidae. The record is from the annotation of a GenBank genome assembly.
AAUUCUUCAUCGCUGGGCACAAUAAUUGUUUCCAAUGUAGGCAGGGCCUUAGAAAACAACCUGCCAGCUUGACAUUUCUGAAUCUCCGGAGCCAACUUAAGUAAAUGCUCAUAAUAGUUGUCAUCUUUGAACUUAUGAGCACAAACCAACGCUUUGACUCCAACCGAAUUAAUACAAGCUUGCAAUUCCAUUGGUUGAUAAGCUGGAUUGAUGUUCACCUAAAAACACAAUUCAGUUUCAACUCAGAAAUAGUAGUUUCCUUACAAGCACAAAUCCUCCUCGUGCACAAGCCAUAUGAGUCAAGUACCACUCGGCAAUAUUUGGAGCCCAAAUCCCAAUUCGAUCUCCCAUGUUUAAUCCCAGGGUUCUGAAGCCUGCGGCCAGUCUGUCAGCCUGAUCUAAUGCCUCUUGGUAGGUGAACCGUUUGUUUUGGGAUCGGGACACCAGAGCGGUGCGCUCGCCAUAUUUCUGAGCGGAUUCUUCGAGGAGUUUUCCGAUUGUUAACGAUCUGAGCGGUUCUGAGCCGGGAUUGUGCAGAUAGGAAUAGUUACGGAAUCUGUCAAUAUUUAGUUUUAUUUACUAGAAAUAACUAUGAAGUUUGCUUACUUGGGUUUUUGGUCGUCAUUCAACAUUUUUUAAGGGAACUGGUCUUGCAAUGGUGUAACAAAACAUUAAUACAAAAAAAUAAACGUGUGUAAUUUUAAUGUUUUAUUAAUCCAAAUGGAAUUUAGCCUGUAAGGUUAAUAUCAAGGCAAUGAACAAUGAAUUGUAAAUUUUAUUCUAAUUAACGCAAAAAAAAAAGCAUAUUUUCCAAAUGUUUUGUUAUUUCUGUGAGGAGAUUUUUUUAACAUUAUGACGUCACAACAUUUUGUAUACUAUAAUCAAUUGAUUAAAUCAAUCGUUUUCUAAGUCCUUGUUAGUUAACAAAAACCUUAGUCGAUAUGAUAUGGUUUAUGUGAGGCAGAAUCUAAUAAGGUUUCCACACUAAAGCCCGUAUUUAUUCAUCUUUAGAUAACUAUCUGCAAGAUAAAUUUACCUUUGGUAGGUAUUACAUAUUUCGUCAGAUUGCAUAUACCUAACUAGAAAAUUAAUAAACCGGCCCUAAGCAAGUUAUGACUUACUUACUUGACAAGACAUUUAAAUAUUUCUAGGUUUCUACGCCACAUCAUUUCUAACAAUGGACUGAGUCGGCAUUCAAUUGCGCUAUUCAAAUAUACGAUAAAAGGAAUUAAAAGAUUAUCGCUCAUAAAUAAAGCGAACAUUGUUGAUAACAAUUUAUAAUUAUUAUUAAUGUUUUUCUAAUUUAUUUCCGUCAAAUUAAAUAAUUAUGAAUUCCUUAUCGAAAAUUAAUAAGAAUGUUAUUAAUGGUGUAAACGUGCUCGUUUGUGUGAUGUAGAUACAAGUGGCGCCACCUAGAUUAGACUAAACUAACCUUAAAAUCAAUACCUUAUGAAAUGAAUAGGUUUACACCAGAAAUACUAAAAUUGAAACUGAAUUUGUCGUUUCAAAAUUCAAUGUUUGGAUAUUUCCGGUUCUUGAUUGGUUUUAAAAUUCAAUUUUUUAAAUUUUCCCGGCUUUCGAUUGGCUUUAAAAUUCAAUAUUUAAAUAUUCCCGGCUCUUGAUUGGCCAAAUUUGACGUUAUAACAUUCAAUGUUUGAAUAUUUCCAGUUCUUGAUUGGUUUCGAUAUUCAAAAAUUCACAGGACACUUUAGAAAAUGCACAACUCGCUUUGAAGGUUUACCUUCAUCUUCAGUAGAAGGAUUUAUUGAUAGUUGGUAGGUAAAUUGGUUAAUCGCAAAGUACUAACAGUGACGUUGCAUACCAUUUUUAGGUACUGUCAAACGUAAAUUAUAAUGUCCGCCAAGAGGCACACUUGUCAAAAGUCACGUGUUCUGAAUAGGAAUAUAGACUAUCCAAGAUGCUGUCAAACUUAAAUUGAAAUGUCUGCCAAGAGACACACAAACCCUUUGUUUGCUUGUCAAAGUCACAUAUUUUGGAUAGGCUGACUAUUCAAGGUGCUGUCAAACUUAAAUAAAAAUGUCCGCCAAGAGGCACACAAACCUUUUGUUUACGUGUUAAAGUCACAUGUUUGGAUAAAGCCUAUAAACCGGUUUGUUGGCUUUGCGCAGGUGAACGCAACGUACAACGUCAGCAGUGAGUCAACAUCUUGCUGAAUAGGUUUUGUUAACGUUUACGUUGUAAGUUGUCCAUUGCGCACUGUCCUAACAACCCGUACUUUCAGGUUUCAUACAAUUUGCACCAACUUCCAGAUUAAGAUUACUCAGCUGCUAUCUGCACAAUCCGUCCCCGGACAAAUUUCUGCCACUCACAUUCGGCAAACUGCUCGAGAAAGUGGCAAACAAAUAUGGCGACCGUUCAGCUGUCAUUUCUAAACAUUAAGCUGUCAUUUCGAGAAGUCUGACAAACUUGCAGCCGGUAUGGAAAUUAUUGGAUUGCGCAUGGGCGAUAGGGUUGGCAUUUGGGCGCCCAACAUGACCGAAUGGUACGUUACGCAUAUGAUUGAGAGUUUGAUUCGUUUUGGUAAAAAGCUGUCAGCUGUCAAAAUACAUCUAGUGACAUGUCAACAUGAAUUCGGCCUUAAGCCUGUGUAUCAUUCUUGGGAAAUAUCUAUGUAUUACCAUGUCGGUAUUACAGGUGUCUAGUUUGGGCGCCAAAUUCAAACUUUCCAAAGCCUACUUUGUCGCUUUUCAAACUGUCGUGUUGUUACAUCGACAUCGAUUAACAGCGUUGCCAAGUUUAAAAGACAUGUUGUUUCUAUUACAGGCUCUAGGACUAGUACCUCUAACGCCCAGUUUCACAAAUUGUAGUAAACUAGGUACUAGUUAUGAGACAACUACUAGUUAUAGUAAAAACAGCGUUUCACGAUUAACGGUUCAACAUGACACCUUUAGUUAACCAGAACCAAAUUUUAGCGAUGAAUGUACUUCAUCCAAGAAUGUUCGUCUGUGACGUCAUGAGUUUAAACGCUAGCUAGAAGCUGCGUCCAUGCUUCCGUCGAAUUACGUUCAAUAUGACGUCACGAGUUUCUCGCGAAAGCGUUUGUGUUCGGUUCAGUAGUUGAAAUAACCCAAGGAUCCGAAUGAGUUAACUAUGAGUUAGCUGAAAUGGUUCGUUUUUAUGAUGAAUCCUCCUCUUAGAUGGCUCCACGAUCAAAAUUCGCUCUUUGUAUUGAAUCCGUGAAAUUUUACUGCCUCAGGGGCCUUUUUUUUUUAAAUUUUUCAAGGUGAUUUUUGAUAUUUAGUCGAAAAAUCAAGUACCACCUUUGAGAAAUAAAAUUCAACCACUAGUCAUUUAACCAAGGAUUGUUUGUUUAGGGCCGGUUUCUUAAUAGCAAAUCAACCCCGGGUUAAACAUAACUGCAAGGUAAAUAUAGCAAUUGGAUACGUUUCGUCUACUGUGGAGUUAAAACCAAUUCGGAAGUGACUCGCUAUUGAGAAACCGGCCAUUAGUGUGAAACAGGUUAAUGAGCGAAGUCCCAGUUAACCCCUGACCCAUAUUAGUGCAGAGUCUCAUGCAUCCAUUUUCCAACGUCCGAUGUCCAAAAAACCUUCUAUUCUGACAUAUUGGAAAACAGAUGCAUGGGAUUCUGGCCUUAGCCUAUUCAAAACGCUACUACCUCAAUGGCUAAUACAGACCAAGAAUCGUAAACUCUACAGGAUUGCUCAAUCAGCUAAAUUUGUUCACAAGUGCUGUGACGUCACCUGCAUUCCUGACUUUCAAGAUGGCCGCCGAUACAGAUGAUAGGGUAUUUUGAAAUUAUCUUGCUGAACAAACAAACUCGUCUUCGUAAUUAGCUAACGACUCAAGCACACAAACUUUUGAAGUCUGCUAAAUUAAAAAACACAGUUUUCAAAGGAAAUCAAAAUAGUCAUUCACGUUAUGUGUGUGACGUCAGCAAAUACCUAAUUGUGUGUACCAAUAUGACUUAAAAAACAUCAAAAUAAAACAAAAUCCCCAUAUUAUUACAAACAUUCCUUUUUGUUUCAUUCUCUUUGCACAUAAUAAUAUCCUCUAAAUAUAAAAAUUUUGUAUGUCAAAAAUAAUUUGGGGAAGACUUUCAUUUCAAGUUGGCACACCUGCGUAUACGUCACUUGUCAACAAAAUUCUUAAUCGACUCUUCAAACAACGUGCCGCUGAGUUCUUUGCCUCUGAGCACUUGACUCAAGUACCGCAAGGUGGCGCGCGCCAAAUCUUUGACAGUCCACUUCCGGUCGAUCAGUAUCCGGCACACGGUGUCCAAUUUGGCCAACUGCUGAUGUUUGUGCGUGUAGUAGACGAGACUGGGCGCGCCGGCGACGCUCGCCGCCAUCCACUGCACGACGACUUUCAAUUGGACGUCGCCUUUGCGUGAUGCGCCGCAGCCCCAAUUACCUGUCGUGAUUAGGUCGAACGCCGUUGGAAGUGUUUGGUAAAAUUGCUGAUACCUGGAAAUUGAGAGAGAAUGUUUGAGACAUUUGGCAACGUUGUAAUAAUUAUUGAAGUUGGCAGCAGUGGAUUUUAGAGCCAGUUUAUCAAUCAAGGGAUAACACUCUGGGCUAAGUUCCUAAUUAAGUCGAAAAGUGUUUAUCCAAGGUUUUUUAACCAAGAGUUAGGGUUAUUCGAAGGUUGGCAUUACUUAUGCAACGUUGCCAGCUCACUUUUGUGCGAUGACACUUUGUCAGUUCAACAAAUAAUAAAAGUGUUGUUUAUUUCUGGCUCCUGGAGUUAACUGUCAAUAGUCACUUCUGUCAAAUUGUACAACGAAGUAUAUGUUAAAAAAUUGUGCAUAUGGCAAUCCAUGGCCAACUUGAUGGCACAUUUUUCUAGAAAGUCUCUUGUCACUCUCAUUGAUUAAAAAAGGAUAACCAAUGACGAACUUUCAGUUUAACAAAUAAUAAAUAUUUGUCUUUAAUCAAGUACAAAGUUCCUAAAUGUUUGUAUUAUAGGUUGUCUGAUAACUAUUAUGACGUCAUCUGUAUGCCUAAAAAUAAUGCAUAUAUCCAUGUAAACCACCUGUUGACGUCAUCUGUUUGCCAUUAUCAGACUACCUAUAUAAGCUUUAGAAAUCUUGAAUUAAGUGUUGUCUAUUCCCGGCUCUUGAUGUUAACUAUGUCAAUGGUCAAUUCUGUCAAAUUAUACCACGAAGUAUAUUUUGUCGGAUAAACACUUGUCACAACUUUGAUUCAGGGCUAUUACUAACUCAUGAGGUAACCAUCUAUUGAUAAAUCGACCCUUAAUUAAGUAGAAUGAAGUCUUUAUGUCAAUUGUCGAUAGUUAAUUUUUUAGUUUAACACUUUUGACACAAUAACAUCUGGUUAAGAAUCCAAACAAGUAGUCGUCGGACAAUCUAAAUCUAAAAUUGACCAAAUCUUAGCGUUCAGACAAAAUGGCCGCCAAAAUAAGGGCAACGUUUUUUUUUUUUUUGACAGCUGACAACUUGCCAGCUGCGCUGCCAGCCGAUGUUUUUGCCUGGCCAACUCCAAACUCAAAGAUUUCGCGUUCAGGACGAUUUUGUUCUUUUUCGUACUGAAAUUCGUGACGUUAUCCGGUGUAGAAUCGCAACUUUCAGUCAUAGGAACACCAGGAAAGCAAAUGCAACUUUUGUGUUUGACAUUUCGAUUGGGUGUCACUUUACAAAAUCAGCGCAACAAAAGCAUACAAAGCGUGUUCACACCAUUUUUUUUAAACUUGCGUCUAACCGGCAAAGGAUUCGCUCAGGGUGCGUUUCAACAGCAAACCGGCGAAACGUACGACUGCCAAAUCGCGCGCUUCCAGUUCCUUUUUGUCAUCCUUUUUUGUUUCUAACAUCGGAUUUUCCAGCCAAUGAGAAAACUGUUCGUAUACUUCUUCCAAUUCAGAACUGCAAACAAAGUUUUUGACAAAUGACACUAUGUGUGACAUUUGUCAUAAUUACCUGUACUCAGUACUGAAACUGUACUCGGAAGAUUUGGGCGAUUCUUUUCUGGUUAGUGAUGUUUGUUUCGUUUUAAACUUGUCAAUUCAUUGGCGUUUUUUGGUCAAGGAAUUUUGCAAAAAUUCUUCGUCCAGUGAGUCUUCUUUUAGGGCGAACCUUGUUGAUCCGCCCCGUUUUACUCUAGAACACAAACAGUGUUGUUUUGACAUGUGACGUUUGAAGAUGUCAAUAAAAUGACAUAAAAAAUGAACAAGAAUUAGGUUAGGAGUAUGUGAUUCUCUUACUUUAUAUUACAGUCUGUUAGUCCGGAUCCAGCGACAGAUAUGCCAACAGCGUAGCUGGAUUCUUCGCUGUCGCUAGCUUUGACAACAUCCGAAGAAGUUUCUUCUUUUUUCAACGCCUCCCUGAGUCUUUGAGCAGAAGUACGACGUCUUUCCGACGUUUCCAAAUCUAUGUACCGUUUGUGAUAGUUGUCAUCUAAAAAUCAAGUGACAGUUAAUUUGUACGCGGCGCCAUAUAGUGACAAGUGACAACUCACCAUCUUCUAAGCUACUUUUGGCACUGUAGAAAUCGUCCUCGCUCGAACUGGCACUUUUUUGUGUUCUAGGGUAUCUUGAAACCGGCAAACACUCUCCCGAAGAACCCAAAACAAUAAACCGCCCUCUACGGUUGUUUACUAAAGUAUCGGUGGCGCCCCCUUUUCGUGGCAUUUGCAACCUCACUUGGAGCGUGUUGUUGUUACCGCUAUUUUCCGAGUGAAUCGGUUCUGGUGGUACUAAAAACACAAAUUCUGAUUAUUCUUGCUUUUUGAUUGUCCACUUCUUCUUACCUGCAGCCAAAAGGCACUUGUUGAGCUCGCGUAAAAUAUUGUCUACUUCGUAUUGGCAGUUUUGUGUAGUCGUCUGCGUCCAAACAACAAAUGUUUACCUAGAACAGUGUUAUUUUGAGCCAAUAAUCAGGAUAGCCUAUCCUCAUAAAGCCUGUUUGGAAAAAAUUUAAAACCCCCCAACCCACCACGACAAAUCACCAGCUGUGACGUAGGCAGCAUGUCGUUUCUCGCCUUAACGUAGGCUGUUUGCACCAUAGGUUAUGAUUCCGCGGGUUUUUGCUUUAUGCAUACUUGGUUUUACUACAUUAAUUAACAUUAGAUCUCGUUUUCAUUUGCUACUGUUUAUAAUGUUCUUCAUAAAUCUAAAUUCCAAACCACGACCGCUAGUGCAAACAAAUAACGAUUUAGUUAAUGACGUCAGAAAUGGUGACAAAUCAAUAUGAUGGCGAUUAUUAAAAACGAAGUCGAUAAACAAUCCUCAAACUUCGUUCUUAGUUGCGCGAAAUUUGCUCCUUUUUUGACAUUGUUUCUUGAUUGGCUUGAUUUGACGUUUUAUAAUUCAAUGUUUGAAAAUUCCCGGUUCUUAAUUGGCUGAAUUUGACGUUUUUAAGUUUGAUGUUAAAGGCCAAAUUGAAUACAUAAUCAUGUAAUAAACUCCUUAUCAAAAAUCAAUAAAAAAAAUUUAAUAACGAUGUAAACGUACUCAUUUGUGUUAAGUAGAUACGAGUGGCGCCACCUAGAUUCGGCUAAACUAACUCUAAAAUCAAUGCCCUAUAAAUUGAAUGGAUUUACACCGGAAUUAUUAUUUCAAUAAUUACCAUUUCCGUCCCACACAAUGACGUCAAUCUCUGAAAGGAAAAUUCCAUCCCUCAAACCUCACACAUUAAAAGAUGGACUUACGCAAACAAUGACGUCACAUCAUUGUAUAGUAGGCGAAAGUUUCCCAGGACCGAAUUCGAAUUUUCUGAGCUGCAUUAUCGAUUCAUCUGGUUCAAUUUAAGUGAACCAGGCUGUGUUCGAUUGUAGUUGAAUCAGUUUACCCCCACCAACAAGAAACUGAUCUAGAUUCACUCUAGAUCACAUAAAGUGAACCAAAAAAAAACAAGAGAGCUUUCUACACCAAACGAUCAACUGACAGUUAUUGAAUUGAACCUACUUUUUCCGUUCAGAUCAAUUUGAAUUGAACUACGUCACGAAUCGAAUACGACUCUGGAAAUCGAUUCUCUGGAUUGAAAGUCCGCGCCUGUUUAUCCAGACGCUUGGAGUAUUUUUAGAUCCAGAAAGCCCGACAAUUCCGACACGUCAUAUGGGCUCGUAGCGAUUAGUUUUUGUUUUGGCUUUUAUUAAUCGAUUAAUUAAGUUUUGAUUCAUUUGCCAGAAUAUAAUGAUCGAGUAUUAGUUAGAAUAAGGAUGAUUUGUUUUGUUUUUCCUGUUCUGGGUUCAAUUAGUGCAGUUCAAAUAUUGUGAUUCUAAAAAUAGUAGUGUUUCACUUUCACCAGGCUCCCAGGAUAAUAAAUUGAAUUUCAAAUGGCUCUAGUGAUGCUACCCUCAGACCUGCCCUGGUGGGACGCUGUCAAAAAGCAGUUGAAGAAAAUCGCUUCAACCAAAAACACCCUAGAAAUUAUACAGGGGAUGCAGAAAAUAUACGAAAUGUGCAAUGUGAGUUUGGAUCCAGAAGACGAUACGGUAGAUCCGGAACAAUUCGUCGGACUAUUGAAUUUCCUAGACAACGAAAUGACGUUCGAGGAACGGAGCAAUUUUUUAAACAAAACUCUACCCAACAUUAUCAAGAGGGCGCUGAUGGUCAAAGAGUUGAGGCCCAGAAGGGGAUUGCAUUUCAGCUUACAGCAACAAACAAGCGUCACAGAAAUCGACUACAACUUGGCAGCGUCGCUUUUGGCCAACGCGUUUUUUUCAACAUUUCCGAAACGAACCGAUAAAAGCCAUCCAACGUUGCAAAAUUUCAAUUUUGCCGCCUUUUUCAAGCAUUUUUCUUCCAACAGCCAAAAGGCGAAAUUCAGAAGCAUUUUACAGUAUUUUGAUUGGCUAGACCUAGACGAGGAACAUUCUAAAGGCAACCUUAGAGUCUUAAGACAAGUGAUGCGCAGUAAAGAAUGGCUGACGAUAGACGAUUGGUUGGAGUGCAGUUUAGACUUGUGCCCGUUGCAAAUCAAACAUGACGGCCGUUUGGAACAUUCCGACCAGGAAAAUUUGCAAAUUUGUUUUUCCAGUGCUAAAAUUGGCGGGAACGUGCUGGAAACUGGAUACACUCAAGAAUCAAUCAACUUGACUACAAUUCCAGAGCUGUUGACAUUAUUAUUGUUCGUAGAGGCUUUGGAAGACAACGAAGUGGUUACUGUGGAAAAGGCUCGCCACGUUGCCAGAAUAGCUGACCCAAAACACAAAGCUACUUUCGAAAAACUGGAUGAUGCCAGGUUGGUGAAUAUUUGUUGUUUGGACGCAGACGACUACACAAAACUACCAAUAGGCCAAUACGAAGAAGACAAUAUUCUACGCGAGCUCAACAAGUGCCUAUUGGCAUUUCAACAGAAGAAAAUUGACCAAGACCAAAAUACCUCAAAUUCAAACAGCUCAACGUCAUACACGUACACGCAACGACACAGAAGACUGUCUCCUAUUGGAGAAUCCAUUGGCUCAAAUCAGUCAGACGGGACCAAUCAAAAUGUACCUUUGAUCAAUCAACAAUCGUGCAGUACCACCAGAACCGAUUCACUAAUAUCGGAAAACAGCGGUAACAACAACACACUUCAGGUGAGGUUGCAAAUGCCUCAAAAAAAGGGUACCACCGAAAAUUUAGUCAACAACCGUAGAGGAAGGUUCAUCGUUUUGGGUUCUUCGGGAGAAUGUCUGCCGGUUUCAAGAUAUCCUAGAACACAAAAAAGUGCCAGCUCGAGCGAGGACGAUUUCCACAGUGCCAAAAGUAGCUUAGAAGAUGACAGCGAAGACGACAACUACCACAAACGGUACAGCAUCGACUUGGAAACGCCGGAAAGACGGCGCACUUUCGCUCAAAGACUCAGGGAGGCGUUGAAAAAAGAAGAAACUUCUUCGGAUGUUGUCGGAGCUAGCGACAGCGAAGAAUCCAGCUACGCUGUUGGCAUAUCUGUCGCUGGAUCCGGACUAACAGACUGUGAUAUAAAAGUAAAACGGGGCGGCUCUACAGGGUUUGCCUUAAAAGAAGACUCACUGGACGAAGAAUUUUUGCAAAACUCCUUGACCAAAGAACGCCAAUGGAUUGACAAGUUUAAAACCAAACAAACAUCACUAACCAGAAAAGAAUCACACAAAUCGUCUGAGUAUAGCUUUAGUACUGAGUACAGUUCUGAAUUGGAAGAAGUCUACGAACAGUUUUCUCAUUGGCUGGAAAAUCCGAUUCUAGAAACGGAAAAAGGAGACAAAAAGGAACUGGAGGCGCGAGAUUUGGCCGUCGUACGGUUCGCCGGUUCGCUGUUGAAACGCACCCUUAGUGAAUCCUUUGCCGGUGUUCCUAUGACUGAAAGUUGCGAUUCUACACAGAAUGACGUCACGAAUUUCAGUACGAAAAAGAACAAAAUCGUCCUGAACGCGAAAUCGUUGAGUUUAGAGUUGGCCAGGCAAAAACAUCGGUUGGCAGCGCAGCUGAUAUCGGCAAUAUCGCCAAACACUUCCAACGGCAUCCGACCAAUCGCUACCGGAAAUUGGGGCUGCGGCGCGUCGCGCAAAGGCGACGUCCAAUUAAAAGUCGUCGUACAAUGGAUGGCAGCCAGCGUUGCCGGCGCACCACGUCUCGUCUACUACACGCACAAACAUCAGCAGUUGGCCAAACUGGACACCGUUUGCCGGAUACUGAUCGACCGGAAGUGGACUGUCAAAGAUUUGGCGCGCGCCACCUUGCGGUAUUCGAGUCAAGUGCUAAGAGGCAGAGAGGUUAGCGGCACGUUAUUCGAAGAGUUGAUUGGGAAUUUUGUUGACAAGUGACAGGUGUGCCAACUUGGAAUAAAAGUCUUCCGCAAAUUAUUUUUGACAUACAAAAUUUUUAUAUUAUGUGCAAAGAAAACAAAACAAAAAGGAAUGUUUGUAGUAUGAGGAUUUUGUUUUAUUUAAUGCUAGACACUAGCUGAGGUCAUACAGAAAUGUCAUUGUGUGUGACGUCAGCUAGUGCCUAAUUGGCAAUUAUAUUUUGCCAUCCAAGAUAUCUUCGAGGAUUUUAAACUUUUGUAUUUUGCCCGACGUGGUUUUAGGGAAAUCCUGUACUGUUUUAAGACUCGACGGUAUUUUGAAGUGGGCAAUUUUACCCUUACAAAAUGUCUUAACAUCUUGCAAGGUUAUGGUAGCGUUGGGUUCAAUGCGCACGCAUGCGCAAACUUCCUCGCCUAGACGUUC